AUGGCCCGUACGCCAGCACAGUCCGCCGUCCCAUCCCUUGCUGCCUCGUCAGCUGCCUCGGGCUCCACUUCCAUGCCAGACUCGCCCCGGACGCCCGCCACAGAGAUGCCCGACGCGUCCGCGACACCUGCUUUCGAAGAUGUCGCUCCCAAGGGCGAUGUUGUCCCUAAGGACGAGGUGGAAGACGACGGCCUUGUCCUUGAUGCAGCUGACCCAGAGGCUUCCGCUCGUACCGCGCACCUCUCAUUUCUCCUCGAGAAAUCGACCAUCUACGCCAAGAUCAUUGGCGACCGUAUGGAGCGCCAGCAAAUCGAAAAAGCCCAGGCGGAAGCUCGUGCCGCGACCCGCCGUGCGAACAAGGAGAAGAAGGAGGCUGCCGGCCCAUCCUCUGGUCGCGCUGGCAUGCGCGGACGCGCAAAGGAGGACGAGUCCGCACGCCCAGCCAAGCGCAGGCGCGCAGACGAGUCUGGCCGCAGUGGCAAGCGCGACACACCCGAGGUGGACGAGUCAAGCAAUGCCCAGGAGGAACAUGAAGUCAAUCUCGAGAACGAUGCCGACGCCGACGAUGAUGCCAAUGACGGCAAGCAGUACUCGUUUGCCCAGCCCUCGCUCAUCACUGGCGCCACACUUCGCGACUACCAGCUCGCCGGUGUGCAGUGGAUGAUCUCCCUUUACGAGAACGGCUUGAACGGUAUCCUGGCUGAUGAAAUGGGUCUGGGAAAGACGCUUCAAACCAUCUCCUUCCUUGCACACCUCCGCUCAAAGGGCACUUGGGGUCCAUUCCUCAUUGUCUGUCCACUCUCGGUCCUGCAUAACUGGGUGACCGAGUUCGAAAAGUUUGCGCCCUCUAUCCCCGUCAUCAUGUACCACGGUACCCCCGAGCACCGUGCCGAGCUGCGUACGUCACGCAUGCAGGUUCCCAAGGGCUCAGACGCCGGCGGUGCCGGUGGUCGUAGGGGGCGCAAGUCACUCGGCUCUCGCACCACCGCCAACACUACCGCCACCUUCCCCAUCAUUAUUACCACCUACGAAAUUACCAUGCGCGACCGCUCAUUCCUGAGCAGUUAUCAGUGGAAGUACAUCGUGGUCGACGAAGGCCACCGUCUGAAGAACCUGGACUGCAAGCUCAUUCGCGAGCUCAAGUCGUACCACAGCGCCAACCGUCUUAUCCUCACUGGUACCCCCUUGCAUAACAACCUGGCCGAACUGUGGUCACUUCUCAACUUUAUUCUCCCCGACAUUUUCGACGACCUCAGUUCGUUCCAGCAGUGGUUCAACUUUGACGACAUGGGCAACGAGGGCCUGCUGAACAAGACCUCGAUCGUCCACCAGCUCCAUGGUAUCCUCAAGCCAUUCCUUCUUCGUCGCCUCAAGGUCGAUGUCGAGAAGGACCUGCCACCCAAGAAGGAGUACCUCCUGUACGCGCCCCUCACACAGCCCCAAAAGGAUCUGUACCAGGCCAUUGUCAAUCGCGACAUCCGCCGCUACUUGAUCAACCUCAAGACUGGCGUUGAUGGCGAUGCUGAGGCGAUUGAGGACGUGUGCGACAUUGAGCCUCAGAUCGUGGAAGAGGUGAUUGUCGAUGGCCGCAAGAUGCGCCAGCGGGUGCAGGACGUGAGCUACAAGAUUGAGGAGAACGACUCCAAGUACCUCCGUGAGCUCGAGAGGAAGGCGAACCGCCCUACCCCGCCUCCUUCCAAGGCUCCAUCGCAGCUCGGGCGCGAGUGGGCGAUCGCCCAGGCUACCAAAUCGGUCAACAACAUGCGCCUGCAAAACCUCGUCAUGCAACUGCGCAAGGUGUCGUCACACCCAUUCCUCUUCGACUGGCCAUACGACGAGGACACGAACGAGCUCAUUAUCAACGAGAACCUCGUCAACGCCAGUGGCAAGAUGCUGCUCCUGAACCGUCUGCUCGACACUCUCUUCGCGACCAAGCACAAGGUGCUCCUCUUCUCGCAGUUCACCACCAUGCUUGACGUCAUUGAGGACUGGGCGACGCUGUACAAGGGCUGGAAGGUCUGCCGUAUUGACGGCAACACGUCGCAGGAGAGCCGUCGCGACCAGAUGAAGGAGUUCAACGAGGGCGGCGACAGCCCCGAUGCCCCCCAGCUAUUCCUGCUCAGCACCCGCGCCGGCGGUCUGGGCAUCAACCUCGUCGCAGCCGACACUGUCAUUUUCUUCGACCAGGACUGGAACCCCCAGAUGGACCUGCAAGCCCAGGACCGUGCCCACCGUAUCGGCCAGACCAAACCUGUCCUCGUCUUCCGCCUCGUCUCGGCACACACCAUCGAGACCAAGAUUUUGCAAAAGGCAGGCAACAAGCGCAAGCUCGAGGCCCUCGUUAUCCAGCAGGGCAAGUUUGGCAAGGUCGUGGACGAGAACGGCCGCGUCCUGUUGGGCAGGAAGGAACGUGCCCACCAGAGCACGGCCGAGAUGGCCCGUGCCCUCCUCGACCUGGAAGGCGAGGAGAUCAACGUCGCCAGCGCCGACGACACGAUCAUUUCCGACGCCGACCUCGAGAUCCUGCUCGACCGCUCGCCUGCCGCGUUUGCCCGUGAAAAGGGCUGGUCUGCUGGUCUCGGUAAAGUCGGUGCCGCGGGACGCGAUGCGCAGCUUGCCAAGGGCCAAAAGACCGCAUUCGAGGUCUUCGUGCCGGCCAAGGACGAGGCGGCCGAUGGCCUCGCGCACAUGUUCGAGGGCGAUGGCGAGCAGCAGGAGCAGUAG
Apiotrichum porosum is the source of this 2724-nucleotide messenger RNA. RefSeq lists its product as uncharacterized. NCBI's taxonomy places the organism in Eukaryota, Fungi, Basidiomycota, Tremellomycetes, Trichosporonales, Trichosporonaceae. The transcript has 3 exons. The record is from RefSeq and is a predicted model, not a curated record. The coding region runs from base 1 to 2724 and encodes 907 amino acids. Gene Ontology annotation, cellular component: nucleus. Gene Ontology annotation, molecular function: ATP-dependent chromatin remodeler activity; ATP binding; DNA binding.